This is a messenger RNA of Manihot esculenta (cassava), 1581 nucleotides long. RefSeq names its product calreticulin. Gene Ontology annotation, cellular component: endoplasmic reticulum membrane; endoplasmic reticulum. Bases 29 to 1330 code for a protein of 433 amino acids. The transcript has 14 exons. The record is from RefSeq and is a predicted model, not a curated record. Gene Ontology annotation, biological process: protein folding. Gene Ontology annotation, molecular function: calcium ion binding. Lineage: Eukaryota; Viridiplantae; Streptophyta; Magnoliopsida; Malpighiales; Euphorbiaceae.
UUUAUCCCGAUGGAGAAGACCGCUAUAAAUGGGCCUUUCACACUCUCGCUCUACAGCGCUGAUUCUCACCAUGGUGAACCCUAACUCCCUUCUGUCUCUGAUUCUCCUUUCUCUUCUCGCGAUCGCCUCUGCGAAAGUCUUCUUCGAGGAACGUUUCGAUGAUGGGUGGGAAACGAGAUGGGUCAAAUCUGAUUGGAAGAAAGAUGAGAAUACAGCCGGUGAGUGGAACUAUACUUCUGGCAAGUGGAAUGGAGACCCAAAUGACAAAGGUAUUCAGACUAGUGAAGAUUACAGAUUCUAUGCAAUUUCAGCUGAGUUCCCUGAGUUCAGUAACAAAGAUAAGACGCUAGUAUUCCAAUUUUCUGUUAAGCAUGAACAAAAGCUUGACUGUGGUGGUGGCUACAUGAAGUUGCUCAGUGGUGACGUUGACCAGAAGAAAUUUGGUGGUGAUACCCCUUAUAGUAUCAUGUUUGGACCAGAUAUCUGUGGUUACACCACCAAGAAAGUGCAUGCUAUCCUUAACCGCAAUGGAGAAAACCACUUGAUCAAGAAGGAAGUUCUUUGCGAAACUGAUCAACUCACUCAUCUUUAUACAUUCAUAAUCCGUCCAGAUGCCACAUUUAGCAUCCUUGUUGACAAUGUAGAGAAGCAUACUGGUAGUUUGUACUCUGACUGGAACUUUCUUCCACCAAAGAAAAUCAAGGAUCCAGAGGCCAAGAAACCUGAAGAUUGGGAUGACAAUGAGUACAUUCCUGACCCCGAGGAUAAGAAACCAGAGGGUUAUGAUGACAUUCCAAAGGAGAUUCCAGAUCCAGAUGCUAAGAAGCCUGAGGAUUGGGAUGAUGAGGAAGAUGGUGAAUGGACUGCCCCAACCAUUGCCAACCCUGAGUAUAAGGGUCCAUGGAAGCAAAAGAAAAUUAAGAACCCCAACUACCAGGGCAAAUGGAAGGCACCAAUGAUUGACAACCCAGAUUUCAAGGAUGACCCUGAUCUCUAUGUUUACCCCAACUUGAAGUAUGUUGGUAUUGAGUUGUGGCAGGUGAAAUCUGGAACCUUGUUUGAUAAUGUCUUGAUUACUGAUGACCCUGAGUAUGCAAAGAAGCUGGCAGAAGAAACAUGGGAAAAGAAUAAGGAUGCUGAGAAGGCAGCUUUUGAGGCAGCAGAGAAGAAAAGAGAAGAGGAGGAAUCCAAGGGAGAUCCAGCUGAUUCUGAUGCUGAGGAAGAGGAGGAUGAUGCUGAUGACAGUGAAGGAGAUGACGAUGGUGAAAUAAAAACUGGAGCUGCAGAGGACAAUGCUGACAGCAAAGAUGACAUGCAUGAUGAACUGUAGAGAAGCACUUUUUGCAGACGAUCAAUCUAGAGAUUAGCCCGGACAUCUAGCAGUGUUUCUAAAAUUUUCUGUUUUCUUUGGAUUCUUGGUGGUAGGAUUUAUCUUGUGGGAAAAAAUUGAGAUGGAGUAUGUGUGCAAACUUGGCAUAUUAUGUUAGUCUCACUUGAAACUGCAAGAACGUCAUAACAAAAGAGUUUUUCUUUUCAUCAUCACAAUUAUGAAAUGUUUGGGUGGCUUCCUACGUUUUCUAA